Erigeron canadensis is the source of this 1457-nucleotide messenger RNA. RefSeq names its product quinone oxidoreductase-like protein 2 homolog. The transcript has 6 exons. Bases 98 to 1165 code for a protein of 355 amino acids. NCBI's taxonomy places the organism in Eukaryota, Viridiplantae, Streptophyta, Magnoliopsida, Asterales, Asteraceae. The record is from RefSeq and is a predicted model, not a curated record. Gene Ontology annotation, molecular function: oxidoreductase activity; zinc ion binding.
CUUAUUUUUCUAAUAUAUAAGUUGAACCCAAUGAUGAACUAUAAAUAACCAUAAUAGACCAAAAUAUGUUUAUGUGUGCAAAUUUGAAUAUAAAGAAAUGGAAGCUUUAAUAUGCAAAAAACCUGGUGAUCCAACAAUCAAACCAGACUCAUUAUCAUCACAAAACAACACUUCUACUACUGCCCUCACCAUCUCAACAACUUACCCAAUUCCAAAACUUGAUUCUCCAAAUUCAGUCUUGGUUAGAAUUAUAGCCACCAGUUUAAACUAUGCCACAUAUCUUCAAGUCCUUGGUCAAUACCAAGAAAAAUUCCCUUACCCUUUUGUUCUUGGCUCCGAUUAUUCGGGCAUAGUUGAAUCCGUUGGCCCGAAUGUUACAAAGUUUAAAGUGGGUGAUCGUGUUUGUUCUUUCGCGGGUGUUGGUUCUUUUGCUCAGUUUAUUGUUGCUCAUGAGCAUGAUUUGCAGGGUGUUCCCGAUGGAUGUGAUAUAGUGGCGGCGGCUGCGAUACCGUUAGCGUAUGGGACGUCUUAUCAGGCAUUGGUUUAUAGAGCCAAUCUCAAACCUGGUCAGGUGUUGCUAGUACUUGGUGCAGCUGGAGGUGUUGGUCUUGCAGCUGUUCAAAUCGGAAAGAUUUGUGGGGCCAUAGUUAUUGCUGUUUCUAGAGAAACAGAAAAGGUAGAGUUUCUAAAGUCAUCUGGUGCUGAUUAUGUUGUUGACUUGAGCAAAGGAGGUCUUAUUGAAAGUGUUAAUGCUAUCCUGAAAAAAAGAAAACUCAACGGGGUUGAUGUUUUGUAUGAUCCUGUUGGAGGCAAGCUUAUGAAAGAUAGCAUGAAGCUGUUGAAAUGGGGAGCACAAAUUCUGGUUAUAGGGUUCGCAAGUGGUGAGGUCCCAGUCAUUCCUGCUAAUAUCGCUCUUGUUAAGAACUGGACGAUUCAUGGAUUCUACUUGGGGAACUCUGAAGCAAUUAAACCAGGUGUAACGGAAGAUUCUCUAAAGGAGCUGUUGUCUUGGUUGGCAAGAGGCUUACUUAAGAUAAACAUAUAUCGUACAUAUAAACUUCAAGAGGUCCAUCUUGCAUUUUCGGAUAUCAGAGACCGGAAAGUCAUUGGGAAGGUGAUGAUUACUUUUGAUGAUACUAAAAGCCUAGUUUCUUCUAGACUCUAAGACAGUCUGAAUAAAUUGGUGGUAUGUGAAGAACAUGAUGUCAACAAGGGUAAAACUCGUACGAAUUCUGUGAAAAAUAGCCAUGACCAAACAAUUUUCAACAGUACUCGAUACCAAUAUCAUCUUUGUUCGAGCUCAAAGGAGGUCUCCUGGUUAUAUAUUUAUGGUGUUACAGUGCAAAUUUGAUUUUAUGAAGACUGGGUAAGUUAAUUAUACUUAUUUGGCUUUGUUGUUAAUCAAUCACUUGGAUAUGCAUCUGGUUUCAUUAUAGAAGGCCAAGUUUGAAACAAAA